AUGGAGAAAGUUGACGAGCAUGCUGCUGCCUUCAGCGCCUUGAACUUGGAUAGAGGCCUCUGUGUCGGCAAAGGAACCUCGGCCGAGGUCGUCCUUGCAUCAUCUCGAGACGACGUAUCCAGGAAAUGUGCCGUGAAGAUAUUCGACUUGCUGAAAGACAACCGGUGUAAUGAGUGGGGGUUCAUCAAGGAAGUUGAUGUCUUGAAGGAGCUUCGCCAUCCACGUAUCGUCUCGUUACUGACGUCUUUGGACAACCCUUGCCACGGAUAUAUUGUCUUAAAGUACUACCCGAACGGGAGCCUGGAGAAGAGUCUGAAAGCUGUGGAGCCCCCGCAGGUGCUUGGUUAUAUUCGUGAUAUCGGGGCGGCGCUAGAACACACACACAGUCGAGGAAUUUUCCACCGGGACAUCAAGCCGGCGAAUAUUCUUGUGGACGAGGAAGACCGCGCCGUGCUAUGCGACUUUGGCCUGUCAGGACGGUUGAAGAACGGCAACACCAAAGUGACCAGAUGGGUGACCACUCGCGGCUUCCAUGGACCUGAAACCAAGAAAGGACAAGCGAUGUGCCCUUAUAAGCUCGACAUGUACAGCUUGGGAGUGACAAUGUGGGUCUGCUUUUACAAGUGUUAUCCGGUCAAUUUCGACCCUCUGGCUGGCUCGGGCUACUGUGGGAUCGUCAAGGAUCCGUACAGGACAGUUCUCCUCCACCUACUUCACGAGGAUCCCGAGCAACGUUGGAGCGCCUCAGAUCUGCUCCGGGAAGCGCCUUUGCCGUUGAUCACCCCCAAGGACACCCCUCGCCCUGCCAUGGAUUGCGAUGCCUCCUGA
Messenger RNA from Aplysia californica (California sea hare), 828 nucleotides. RefSeq names its product CBL-interacting serine/threonine-protein kinase 24-like. The transcript is spliced from 2 exons. NCBI's taxonomy places the organism in Eukaryota, Metazoa, Mollusca, Gastropoda, Aplysiida, Aplysiidae. Bases 1 to 828 code for a protein of 275 amino acids. Gene Ontology annotation, cellular component: cytoplasm. Gene Ontology annotation, molecular function: protein serine/threonine kinase activity; ATP binding. The record is from RefSeq and is a predicted model, not a curated record. Gene Ontology annotation, biological process: protein phosphorylation.